Messenger RNA from Trichoderma atroviride IMI 206040, 3164 nucleotides. The record is from RefSeq and is a predicted model, not a curated record. NCBI's taxonomy places the organism in Eukaryota, Fungi, Ascomycota, Sordariomycetes, Hypocreales, Hypocreaceae.
AUGGCCACCACACUAUCCCUCAAGGAGCUGUCCAAAGCCAUCAAGGAGUUUAUCGUCGAGCCAACCGUGCCUCUGCCCGAGGAGAUCGUCGCGACGAUUGCUGCCUACCAGCGGAGGCACGAGAAAUACGACGACGCCGCAUCCGAUCGCCUGCAGGAGGAACUGCUCCUCAUCUUCGAUAAGAAUGUUCGGGGAAACCCUGCUGCGUCCUGCGCCUGGAUGGGCAUCCUGCGCCGGCUCCUGAGAGUGCUGCAGACUCCCGAGCGAAUACUUGUGUGGAUGGAAGCUUGCAAGGGGAUUCUCGACAAGACAGAUUUCAACAAGCACAUCGUCGAAGAGGCUAUGGACACUCUAAACGAGAUUGUUGCCAUUGCCGACGAGUACCACGAUGGCGCCGGCAACGAUUUUGCCUCAAAUCCUCUGAUUGAGAGGCUUUUCGAAGUAUGGAUGGAAGACUUUCAGCCAGCUCACUUUGAAGGCUUCCUGCCGUCGCAGCAUACUCAAAAGAUGAUAGGCGAUGCGCUAGGGCAGUUUGGGAAGAAACGACCAAAGUAUAGAAAAAUUAGCUUGAAUUUCUUUUGCAAUUAUCUUCAGUCACAGCCACCUCACUUAUACCAGGUGGCCCAUACUCCCUUGUUCACGGAUCUCUUGACUUGCUUGCAGCAAGACACUUCGACUGCGGUCCUUUCGGCUGCACUCACCGCCCUUGCCAUGCUGUUGCCGCACAUGCCCAGCUCUCUCGUGCCGCAUUUGCCUACUCUCUUCAACAUCUAUACCAGAAUGCUCUUCUGGGAAGCUUCAGAGUCGCCUUCACAUGAGUCUGAACAAACAAAUCGGUGGGAGGUGUUUGCACACGAUCCGGAGACGGAAGAUGCCCACGUAUCACAUUUGGACAACUAUUACACAAUCUUAUAUGGCCUGUAUCCCAUAAACUUUAUGGAUUACAUUCGCAAACCGCAGAGGUACAUAAGGCACGCCAACCUGCCUAAUGCCGACGAGAUUGAAGUGCAGCCCACUGAGAUUCGUCAUCGAUCGGAGCGGUUUAGGAGAAGCCACUUGCUUCACCCAAAUUUCUUCACCUACACGAUUGAAACCGAAAAGACGGAUUUGGGGCGAUGGAUUAAAAGUGAGGCUGCCGAAGUCGUGACUGAAUGCAUGGCGCUGUGCGUCACACAAACAAGCCAAUUGUUUCCUGACCACGAGCUAUCACAUGUCCCGGAGUCCUCGGCUCAGGUCCCCAACGACGAACUGAGCCCGGAGAGGUCGGAUCCGGGCUUGCUGAGCAGUUCGGUAACCAAGGUGAAUUCGUGGAGGAACUCUCACAUAUCCAGCACAGAGUCUGCUACCAGUGAUGGCGCGCCGUCAACCUUGAUGAGACGUGGAUCCCAAUCCAGCCAACAUUCGGGGAGGGACUCUGUCGAAGCGACGCGCUUCAAGGACUUCGCUGGCGUCGAUAGUCCGUCAGGGACCCAGCUUCUCCAAUCGGCUUCUCAUACCCAGCUUCAAGACCUCAUAAGAUCAAAUAAGGUUAUCAAAAGCAGCCUUAACCAAUCGUUGGCAAAUGAUAGCGUGCCGUCUCUCGCUCUGAGCCACCAGGAGUCUACAGCUGAUACUAGACCGUUUACAACAAUGGCGCUGCCUGCACAGGCCCAUACGCCCGUAUCGGCAGGAGAUGCGAGCAGCGCUCAAAUUGCUCAUCUCCAAGGACGGCUUCUGUUGCUGCAAAACGAUCUUAGCUUCGAGAGGUAUCUCAAGCUGCAACACAUGGCUCACAUUGGCGAGCUCAGACGGCGACAGAUGGCGGAAGCUGCUACGGAGGCAGAGAUGCAGAACCUGAUCAUGAUGAAUAGGAACCUCAAAAGAAGCUACGAAGAAGCCAAGCAGGCCGAGAUGCAAGUCCGUAAGGAGUCGGAAAAUCGCCGUGCCAUAGCAAAGAAGUGGGAAGCAGACCUCGCAAACAAGCUGAAGAACCUCAGGGAAGAAUCAAAAAAGAUGCAGACGGAGUCUGAGUACAUUCGAAAAGAGCUUGAAGAGAAGAGGCGGGAGUGCGAAAAGCUGCGCAAGCUUGUAUGCGACGCUGAGGUGAAGGAGCUGAAUGCGAGACAAAACAUGCAGUCGAUUGAGAUUCAUGGCGCCGAUAUUGACAGGCUCAAGGCAGAAGUUGAGCGACUCUCAUUAUCUGAACGGGACUAUCAGGCAAAGGAGGUGGAGCGGCAAGCCUCUAUCAACGCGGCUGAGGAUGCGCAGAAUCAGAUGGAAAUGUUGAAGAUGAAGCUGAGCGCCAAAGAGGUGGACUUUGAGCGAAUGAAGAAGCUCUUUCAUGGCCAGGUGACUGAGCUUCAGGCGCAGCUCUCGGCAGCUCUGGAGGAGCGAAAUAAGCGGCCUGCUGCGGUAGUGAACGCUGCAGUUGAGGCAACACUUGAAGCAAGCCGUGCCAAGCAAGCUGAGAUGCAGAAGCAGUAUAACUUACUGUCGCGCAAAUACACAGCACUGCAGUCGUCCUUGCUGGACAUGCAGUUGGAGGCAUCGGUUACGACGGGGAAGUCAAGCAUAGCCGAAGGUGAAGAUGACGGCAUGUUGUCGCCUACGGGCCCAAUGUCAAUAAGGUCAAGGCCAGUCCAGCUUUUGUCAGCGACUGAAAACACUGACGGAGCAACGUCGUCGCUCGGCUCGCACCCGGGGACGCCAACAUCCUCUGUGCUGCAGCCGCUGCAGCCCACGAGCUCUGCGGGGACAGGAGAGACAGAUGGUAAGGCCUCAUCACUCAAUCUCUCGGUGAGCCCAGAAAGAAGUUACUUUGGCAGUAUGAUCCGCAGGGAUAGUAAGGAAAAAGCCAAGGAUGAGUCUGGCAAGCCUAAGAAGGAAAAGAAGUCGAUUGGCUUGAGAGGAAUUAGGGGAUUUGUUAAUAGCUAAUUGGGCCAGGGCUGCCUGAGUCCUCGCGUAUAUAUAUAUACUUGCGUUCUUUCCGGGAGAUGGGUUGAGAGGAAGUUUAUGAUUAAUGGUAGAUGGCUUUGAUAGAAGCGAUACGGAGUAUAGGGUCUGAUUUUAUGGAGGAAUGCCCAGGCAAUGGGCCACGAAAAGCAGCGACUCUUCAAGUAGUCUCAAGACAUUACUCUAUGUCGAAUAGCUAUCAAGCGCAUGAAUUGAAUAUGGUGAGACUUUCG